Molecule: messenger RNA, 1536 nt
Organism: Daldinia vernicosa
Lineage: Eukaryota; Fungi; Ascomycota; Sordariomycetes; Xylariales; Hypoxylaceae
Exons: 1
Coding region: 354-839 (161 amino acids)
Source: RefSeq, a predicted model, not a curated record
CCGCGAUAUCGACUAAAGAUUGCAUAAGGUAUACAUAGCCCCAUUGUAAUGUGAUGGGUGGUUGAGUGUUACCACUGUUGCGCCAUCUAUGUAAACCUAGUACCUAAGGUAAACUGAUCAUUGAUAAAGUCGAGAAAGACUAAACCGCCUAGCUUCGCUGAUUAUUAUUUCUCUCGCUUUCCGUCGAUGAACUUGACAUUUGAUAUUUUUUGCCUUUUGAGGCGGUAGACGUCUCGAAACCGCUGUGCUAUCGAAACUCAAGGAAUCAUAAUACGGACGCCCCAUAACUCUCAGAUCAUAUAUAUACCUAUAUAUAUCAAAUCGUCAACAGCUAACGUCGUCAUUAUAUCAUUAUGGCAUUAGGUAGAUGGACGUUUCCCACCAGUAGGAAGCCUUCUUCUACCAGUUCCGGCGGCAAUCACUCAAACGGCACUACAACACCAACCGACAACGAAACCCAAGAUCCCUCAAAAUCACAAUCUCGCCUACUACGAACCCUGACCGGAGGCUUCAGGUCCCACAAGCCUAAGAAGUCGGAAGAGCGCGACGAGUUUGCUCAUUUGAAUAAGCUGUUCACCCAACAGAAUUUAGAAUAUCAGAAGAUACUGAAUACCUUCAAAUGGAAGUUUGGGAAGAGAAAGUCGAGCCACGGCGAUCGAAGUAGUACGAGCGGUAUCAGCCCGAGCGCUUCGCGGAACACCAGUGUUGACCACAGCCACGUACCUCCGGACUCUGAUCCAAUAGAAACACGUCCUCGAUUCAACAGUGUCUUAAUCCAUGAGUCGCCUGGGGAGGACCCGCGAAGGGAGCAUCAGACAUAUCGAACAGAGGGUAACUAGGCUGCUAGGCUUCUAAUGGUACCGUAGUAGGCGAAGCGGUUUAAUGGGCUACGAUAAUACGAAUGUAAUGAUACCUGGAGAGAUUUGUUCACUGAUUGGCGUUGAGGGAUAAACAGGCAUUAGGAGGAAAGGUUGGAGGCAUCGAUCUCGAUCAGCAUAUUUGCUAAAGAGGGAUAUUUGAUUGUUCUUUACAUGACACACAAAUGCGGUAAUAUGUAUAGGUAGUUACUCGGUGGUAAAUGGUAAAAGUUACAAAACUUUCCAAUAAAGGCCUCAGAAUUUUCAGUGUAAAAUAUAACUCAUUGGAGAUAUCCUCAUAGACUGUGUAAAAUCGUUCAUCAUUGGCCAUAUACAGUUGAAAAAGAAAACCCCGAUAUCGAACCAAAGUCAGGCGCGUCUUAAUGGAACUUUGGAGUAGCUAUUUCCGGUAGCUUGGAAAUAUCGACACUGCUUAGUGCGAGUAUAAUGGUAUGUGUCUAAGUAAGAGGUGAUACUUAAAUGGCGUUGAGAUUGUGUAAAUAUCGUGAACCUCGGGUCUCCUAUCCCGAAUGAAGAACAGGUAAAUACCGAAGUGCGCUGGAUAGCAGUAAUCUCUAGUUUCGUGAAUAUAGGGCGACCUUAGAGCAUAGCAUCAACAUGCAUUGCAGAGAUAGUUGAGUAUUAGAAGAAUGUCACGAUUCUGUAGAGUGGUUUGCAG